Messenger RNA from Aspergillus brunneoviolaceus CBS 621.78, 534 nucleotides. RefSeq names its product kinase-like protein. The record is from RefSeq and is a predicted model, not a curated record. The annotation marks the transcript as partial. Gene Ontology annotation, biological process: protein phosphorylation. The transcript has 2 exons. Gene Ontology annotation, molecular function: ATP binding; protein kinase activity. Lineage: Eukaryota; Fungi; Ascomycota; Eurotiomycetes; Eurotiales; Aspergillaceae.
GACGAGGAUCAUUCCGAGAGUAUCAUGCCCGACUACUAUCGCGCCCCUGAAGUCAUCCUGAAAUUGAACUGGGAUUACAAAGUCGAUAUCUGGAGUGUUGCCAUGGUGGCAUGGGAUCUAGUCAGCCCGAACACCAUCAUUGAGGGUAAAGUCAUCGAUGGCAUCUUUGACGACGGGGCUCAUAUCGCAGAACUUAUUGCCUUGCUUGGGCCUCCACCGCUGGAAUUCCUCAAGAAACUGGACAUGAGCUGGGUGUUCUGGGAUGAAUCCGGGAACUGCAAAAACUUGGUUCCAAUUCCCGACCGAACGUUCGAGAAGUUGGCCGUCAACAUUCAAGGCGAGGAUGUUGAAGGGCUUUUGGGGUGGUUGCGGCGAGCCUUGCAAUGGGACCCUGCAGAUCGUCCAACGGCGCUGGAGCUAUUGAUGGACCCGUGGCUAAUGAAAGGGCUCAAGCUGCGAAAGAAGCUCGAGGAUAAACCUCAUGAUGAAUGGUGUCUUUAUCUAUCUCGUGUGCACACGAGCCGAAUAAGUUGA